GAUCGGAGCUUUUCCGCUCUUGGCCUCUUUGAGAGUCGUUUGAUAUUUUGAUUGAUCGAAGAACGUGUGACCUUUUACAUCGGAUUUAUUAGCUACAAGAUAAUAUAAUUUCUUUUCGCUUGGCUCUCCGUUGUCAAACUACAGAGGAAGAUGUUUGGCUCAUCCAAUCCUUUUGGACAGUCAUCUGGUACCAGCCCAUUUGGGUCCCAAUCUUUGUUUGGUCAGACCAGCAAUACAAGUAGUAAUAAUCCCUUUGCUCCAGCUACUCCGUUUGGCACGUCUGCUCCUUUUGCUGCACAGUCGGGAAGUUCAAUAUUUGGAAGCACUUCAACCGGUGUGUUUGGUGCACCUCAAACAUCCUCUCCCUUUGCCUCCACCCCAACUUUUGGAGCUUCUUCAUCACCAGCAUUUGGGAAUUCCACUCCGGCCUUUGGAGCAUCUCCAGCAUCUUCACCUUUUGGUGGAUCUUCUGGUUUUGGGCAGAAACCUUUGGGAUUUUCAACGCCUCAGUCAAAUCCUUUUGGAAACUCCGCGCAGCAAUCCCAACCUGCAUUUGGAAACACCACUUUUGGUUCGUCUACACCUUUUGGUGCCACUAACACGCCUGCCUUUGGCGCUUCAAGCACGCCUGCUUUUGGCGCCACAAGCACACCCUCGUUUGGUGCAUCAAGCACGCCUGCCUUUGGUGCCACAAACACGCCUGCCUUCGGUGCCUCAAACUCUCCCUCCUUUGGCGCCACAAACACACCUGCAUUUGGCGCGUCACCGACUCCAGCUUUUGGUAGCACUGGCACCACGUUUGGCAACACUGGCUUUGGCUCUGGAGGUGCUUUUGGAGCUUCAAGCACCCCUGCUUUUGGUGCAUCAGGCACUCCGGCUUUUGGUGCAUCAGGCACUCCUGCCUUCGGUGCAUCAAGUACUCCUGCCUUUGGGGCAUCCAGUACUCCUGCCUUUGGGGCAUCCAGUACUCCUGCCUUUGGGGGAUCUAGUACUCCUUCUUUUGGUGCAUCAAAUACCUCAUCCUUUAGUUUUGGCUCGUCUCCAGCUUUUGGCCAGUCUACAUCAGCCUUUGGUAGCAGCACCUUUGGCUCUACACCAUCUCCCUUUGGAGGUCAAGGUGCGCAGGCUUCAACCCCUACAUUUGGGGGUUCUGGUUUUGGUCAAUCAACUUUCGGUAGUCAACAAGGGGGCAGUCGAGCUGUGCCUUAUGCACCAACAGUUGAGGCAGAGACAGGGACCGGUACUCAGCCUGCUGGAAAGUUGGAAUCUAUUUCUGCCAUGCCAGCAUACAAAGAUAAAAACCAUGAGGAGCUUAGGUGGGAAGAUUACCAGCGAGGAGAUAAAGGUGGACAACUUCCUGCUGGCCAGUCUCCUGGCAAUGCCGGAUUUGGUAUAUCACCUGCUCAACCAAAUCCUUUUUCUCCAUCACCGGCGUUUGGUCAGACAUCAGCAAAUCCAACAAACCCUUUUUCGAGCUCAACAUCUACCAACCCUUUUGCCCCUCAAACCCCAACAAUUGCCAGUGCGAGUUUUGGAACGGCUACCUCAAAUUUUGGUUCCUCGCCCUUUGGUGUAACAUCUUCUUCCAAUCUUUUUGGUUCAGGUUCAUCAACUACCACAUCCGUUUUUGGAUCAUCCUCCGCUUUUGGAACAACGACAUCAUCACCGUUAUUUGGUUCAUCAAGCACUCCGGGAUUUGGCUCUUCUUCAUCAAUCUUUGGUUCAGCUCCUGGUCAGGGGGCAACUCCAGCAUUUGGCAACAGUCAGCCAUCUACUCUGUUCAAUUCAACCCCUUCGACCGGACAGACUGGUUCAGCGUUUGGACAGACUGGUUCUGCUUUUGGACAGUUCGGACAGAGUAGUGCUCCUGCAUUUGGCCAAAAUAGCAUUUUUAAUAAACCUUCCACUGGAUUUGGAAACAUGUUUUCAAGUUCUUCAACAUUAACUACGUCUAGCAGCUCUCCCUUUGGACAAACAAUGCCUGCUGGUGUGACACCCUUUCAAUCAGCUCAGCCAGGUCAAGCAUCAAAUGGUUUUGGUUUCAACAACUUCGGUCAAAAUCAAGCAGCUAAUACAACUGGAAAUGCUGGUGGACUGGGAUUUUUUGGUCAAGGCAACUUCGGGCAAUCGCCUGCUCCGCUGAACUCUGUUGUUUUGCAACCAGUUGCUGUUACAAACCCAUUUGGAACACUUCCUGCUAUGCCUCAGAUUUCAAUAAAUCAAGGUGGAAAUUCACCUUCCAUUCAAUAUGGAAUCUCCAGCAUGCCUAUUGUUGACAAACCUGCUCCUGUUAGAAUAUCAUCUCUCCUGACUUCUCGACACCUAUUACACAGGCGGGUCAGGCUGCCGGCAAGAAAGUACCGUCCUGGCGAGAAUGGUCCAAAGGUUCCAUUUUUCACUGAUGACGAGGAGAGCUCAAGUACACCAAAGGCGGAUGCUCUUUUCAUUCCAAGGGAGAACCCUAGAGCUCUAGUUAUACGCCCAGUUCAACAGUGGUCUUCAAGGGAUAAAUCAAUACUUCCAAAGGAACAACGCCCGACUGCUCCAGUACAUGACAAUGGGAAGAGUCCUGACAUGGCCACUGAUGCAGCAAACCAUGACAGAAAUGGUAACGGAGAACUUGGUGCUACUGGAGAAAGAAUUCAUACAUCAGUCAAUGCAAAUCAGAAACCGAAUGGCACAACACGCUCAGAUCAGGCCAGCGAGAAAGAGCGUCCCUACAAAACACUAAGUGGACACAGAGCAGGAGAAGCCGCGAUUGUUUAUGAGCACGGUGCAGAUAUCGAGGCUCUUAUGCCGAAGCUACGACAAUCUGAUUAUUUCACAGAGCCACGUAUCCAGGAACUAGCAGCUAAGGAAAGAGCGGAUCCGGGUUACUGCAGGCGGGUAAGAGACUUUGUGGUGGGACGACACGGUUAUGGUAGCAUAAAGUUCAUGGGAGAGACAGAUGUGCGUAGGCUAGACUUGGAAUCACUGGUUCAGUUCAAUACACGGGAAGUGAUUGUAUACAUGGACGAGAGCAAGAAACCGGCUGUUGGGCAAGGUUUGAAUAAACCGGCGGAAGUAACGUUGCUGAACAUAAAAUGUAUUGAUAAGAAGACAGGGAAACAGUUUACUGAAGGAGAGAGAGUGGAGAAGUAUAAGAUGAUGCUUAAGAAGAAAGCUGAGGCACAAGGAGCUGAGUUUGUGUCAUUUGAUCCAGUGAAAGGCGAAUGGAAGUUUCGGGUCGAGCAUUUUAGUUCGUAUAAGCUGGGCGACGAAGAUGAAGAAGAUGGAGUUUAGGGUCUCAUCUCAGAGUUACUCUCUUGGAACUGAUCUGUUUUGUGUAGUGAAUGUUGGAAUUGUGCAGUAGCAAAUAGUGCCCUACUCCAUUUGUUGUGUGUUUCUUUCUAUACCUUUUUUUUUUGUUCUCAUAGUUUUUUCUUGUUUCCUUAUAAUUUUCUCCUUUUUUGGGGGUUCGGUGUGUACUGUGUAAUGGACCUAAUGGUAUCUGUUACUGUAUUUGAACGAAACUGUUUUUUUUUCUUCUUUUA
Molecule: messenger RNA, 3533 nt
Organism: Arabidopsis lyrata subsp. lyrata
Lineage: Eukaryota; Viridiplantae; Streptophyta; Magnoliopsida; Brassicales; Brassicaceae
Product: nuclear pore complex protein NUP98A
Exons: 13
Coding region: 151-3282 (1043 amino acids)
Biological process (GO): RNA export from nucleus; post-transcriptional tethering of RNA polymerase II gene DNA at nuclear periphery; protein import into nucleus
Cellular component (GO): nuclear pore cytoplasmic filaments; nuclear pore
Molecular function (GO): structural constituent of nuclear pore
Source: RefSeq, a predicted model, not a curated record